Choloepus didactylus (southern two-toed sloth) is the source of this 6858-nucleotide messenger RNA. It is a transcript of the gene NEMP1, whose product is annotated as nuclear envelope integral membrane protein 1. The record is from RefSeq and is a predicted model, not a curated record. Bases 1292 to 2476 code for a protein of 394 amino acids. Lineage: Eukaryota; Metazoa; Chordata; Mammalia; Pilosa; Megalonychidae. The transcript is spliced from 10 exons. Gene Ontology annotation, cellular component: nuclear envelope.
AGAUGCGUCGGGGGUUGUUAGCGCGUAGGUCAGGAAGGGAUGGCGGGGACACCCCGCCUUCCUCUACUCGUCGCGUCCUAUUUGCUAAGGUGGGGUACCUGCUCCUUAACAAUUCUGUGUGGCAAAGCUGGAAUAGGGAAGAGACCCAUCUAUUAGGUGGCCUCGCCGGGGAGAGUCAAGCGGUAUUCCUGCCAGAGGUUGGAGUAGUGGACGUGAAUCCCUACCGAAGAGUUGGAGAAAUGAACGCCUUCAAGGAGCCAGGCCCCUGCCUUCAACCCACAGUCUCCUAUCCGUUGGUUUCUCCCAGCCCCAUCUGGUUUCCAUUUCACUCCCUCCCACGCUCCCUCCUACUCCCGUUGAGAACAAGGAAUUUCCAGCUUUGAGAAAAGGGAAAGAGACGCAGAGACAAAAGGAGACUGAGACCAUGAGAAACUACAGAAAAGCAUAAAGAUAAGAGACAUUGUCAUUUGGGGAUGACAAAAGGGAGUGUGACCUAUACAAAAAUCUUUCUUCUCUCUUUUCUCCAUGGGUCCCAUUCUCCUUAGUGUCUCGUUUUCUCAUUCCGGACCACUUCCCCACCUGACUCAACUGCCCUGCCCCCAGGCCCCCUCAGGGUUCUCAGAGACACAUAGAGGAGAGCAACGUGUCCCAUUUAAUCAAGGAUUAAUCCUUCCUUUAUUUUAUCGUCCAGACUGGCCUUUUCCAGGAAGCUUUUCUGCAGUUUAGGCAAAGGGAAACAGUAUCCUCAGUCCCAGUUUUCCAAGAAAAGGGAAAAGGUUGGGAAGAAACGGGGAAAGGUGGGUGGAAGGAGAGUAAGGAAACAGAAAACCAGAAAGAUUUUCUUUCUUUGCCACGUGUAGAUUUUCAUCUAGCAGAUUGCAGUGCUCACAGUCCUCCCCCCACAUCUUCUCCAGGCCAAUUCCCACUCAGUUAGCAAGGUCUGGCUCAAAAGUCACCUUCCCCAACUCUGCUUCCUGGAUCCCCUCCACUCUUUCAGGCAGAAGUAAUUCCUCCCACCUCCAUGGCUUCUGGGCUCUUUGUACACUUUCAGCUCUAGUUGCUUGUUUCACCCUCAGCCUAAGACCACUCCAGGAUGGGCCUGGUAUCCGAUGGGUCCUCUGAAAUGAAUGGAAGAUGCUGUUUGCAGGCCUGAGGAGCUCUGAAAAGAGGCGUCCAGGUAGAUUUCACUCCAAAUGGGGUUGAACCUGGACAAAGCUGUUAAGCAAAGAAGUUUGUUUUCCACGUCUGUCCCCCUCUUGAAGCUUCCGCUGGAGUUGAUGUCCAUGUGGUCAUGCUUCAGGAAUCCCAAGUUUAUUAUGGGAGUAACAGCCAACAGCUUUGUUAUAAAAAUGUGCUUGUCCCUAAGUGGCAUGACAUAUGGACACGGAUACAGAUCCGGAUACAUAGUUCCAAAUUGGUACGAGUCACCCAGGUGGACAAUGAAGAAAAAUUGAAGGAGCUAGAGCAGUUUAGUAUCUGGAACUUUUUUUCCUCCUUUUUAAAGGAGAAACUGAAUGACACCUAUGUUAAUGUGGGUCUCUACAGCACAAAAACCUGCCUCAAAGUUGAGAUUACAGAGGACGACACCAAGUACACUGUCUUUGUGUCCCGGAGGUUUGAUCCCAAACUCUUCUUCAUUUUCCUCUUUGGAAUUGUGCUAUUUUUUUGUGGAGACUUGCUGAGCAGAAGUCAAAUUUUCUACUAUUCCACUGGGAUGAGUGUGGGAAUUGUAGCCUCUCUACUAAUCAUCAUUUUCAUACUAUCCAAGUUUAUGCCCAAGAAAAGUCCCAUUUACGUCGUCCUGAUGGGAGGCUGGUCCUUUUCUUUGUACCUCAUUCAACUAGUUUUUAAAAAUUUACAAGAAAUCUGGAGGUAUUACUGGCAGUAUCUUUUAAGCUACGUCCUCACAGUUGGAUUCAUGAGUUUUGCAGUGUGUUACAAGUAUGGGCCCUUGGAGAAUGAACGAAGUAUCAACCUGUUGACCUGGACAUUGCAGUUAAUGGGUUUAUGUUUCAUGUAUUCUGGCAUCCAGAUACCACACAUAGCCCUUGCCAUUAUCGUCAUUGCACUGUGCACUAAGAACCUGGACUACCCUAUUCAUUGGCUGUACAUCACCUACAGAAAAAUGUGUAAAGCAACAGAAAAGCCUGUCCCCCCUCGUCUCCUGACAGAAGAAGAGUAUCGGAUUCAAGGAGAGGUGGAGACCCGAAAGGCUUUAGAGGAGCUUCGAGAAUUUUGUUGCAGUCCAAACUGCUCUGCUUGGAAGACUGUUUCUCGAAUCCAGUCUCCAAAAAGAUUUGCUGACUUCGUGGAAGGCUCCUACCACCUGACCCCUAAUGAGGUUUCUGUCCAUGAGCAGGAGUAUGGGUUAGGGAGCAUUACUGCCCAGGAUGAACUCUUUGAGAACACAUCCUCUGAGGAGGAGGACUCGGAUUCUCGGUGCCUCACUGUCAGACAGAACAACUUCCUGGCUUAGGUGGUGCUCAGUUGUUUUUUUGUGGACUGGUUUUGUACCUUGGUGGUCCGUGUUACAAGUGUUGUGCAGUUGCUUCUGAACAUUUUGAAGCAGGGUGAGAGUGCAGAAAUUCUCCCACUGAAAUUAAAGACCUGAGUAAGGGCUCCCUCUGAAACUGGUCUAGAUGGUCUCUGUGGAAUCCCUGGAGAAAGGGGGAGGAGAGUAAAGUAAUGAAUGCUGUGGGCAGUUUGCUUCCCAUAGGUUAAACUAUUAGCCCACCUGUAUAUUCCCAAGGAGAGUGGGUGGUCACACUAGUAUGGCAUUCUAGCUCCUCUUUGAAAGUUGAUUCAAUCGUGGCAUUUCUGCCUGGGUUUUCCCAGGUAGUGGUGUCUUUCCACUGUGGCUGGCCUUCAGGAGUGAGAACUGUUUAAAGUGCUAUAAGGUUUUCAGACUAAAGGCUGCAUCUUCCAUGGAGAAGUCCACAAAUCUGAGCCUCCUUCACUUCAGCUUUUAUUUUAUUGACUUGAGAAACAUUAUUGAUUUAACUGUUUUGAGAAUAUGGAUUUUUAUUUGUCUGUCUUAUUUUUAAAACAAAUGUAUUUGUAAAGAUGUAACAAACUCAUGUUGCAGAACAAGCCAGUGCUCCACAGUGACAAAGUCCGUAGGCCCCUGCAUAUUUAUUAAUACGGACUGUCCAUUAAAGCUCCGGGAGGUGUUGUGGUUGGUUGAGCUUUGCAUCAGUUCUCAUACAUUGGUAUUCUGAGUCCCAGCCUUUAGGAACAUGCCUGUAGGCUCUGCUGUCCGCAAGAUCUUUGUGGCUUUUUAUUCUCUUCAACUUCCAUUUCCUUCUUAAAAACACAUUUGUACUCUUCCCAUUCCUCCUUAGCUGCCUCUCCUCCCUGUUUCCUUUACCCUUUCAGGAAGUGUCUGUUAAACUCGCCUGUGAAGUGUGUACUAGUCAGUGUUUGCUUCCUUUCUUAUACCCACCUCCCCUUGGUUUAUAGCAUUAUUCCUGCCUGCUAGGAGAAGUGAUAGUAUUUUGGGGAUUUAAAUGCAUUGUACAGGUUCUCCAUUUUUCCUGCCAGUGGAUCACAUCUCUGAGAAGCUGUGGAAUCAAGAAACUAUCUCCUUUUCCUUUCCCUUCCUUUGUCUACUGAUUCUACCCUUUCCUUUCAGCCUUUCUGUACCACCUGAGCAACCAGACCCACUCCUCACCCCCAAUUCUGACUAAUCUAUAAACUCUGAAACUAUCUACAAAGUUACUUGGUACACAAUUGUAGCUAUGUAGUUGCCACAAUUUGCAUUGCUAGGAAAUAGACCUCCAGAUAGUCUUUCUGCCUCUGGAUGCUCAUUCAGCUCUCAGGAUCAGGCGUUUUUCCAGGAUCUUAUACUUAUUUGCAAUUCCAUUUCUGACCAGAGAUUCAUGCUACCUUUCAUUACAGUGGUAUUAGUUUGAGAUUCCUUGACUACUGGAAAGUACCCUAAGUGGUAUUGCAAAUUCCUAAAUGGUAUUGCUGGUUUAUCAGGAUACUUGAUAAACAAGUACAGAUUUGCUGGAUUCUGUCUUUGUGAUCUUCACCCUCGUACCUUGAAAAAAGCUGUAAUUAAUUUAGAAGGAGAUAGAUGCUCACAACAAGAGCACAGCAUCAGGUUUGCUGGUUUAUCAUGGUCAUGGACAAGACAGAUGAUUUUCUAAAAGCUGUAGUGACUCCUUCAGACCAGCCAUUUAACAGAUAAUUUGAAAUGCCAUGGGCUCCUUUGCCAACUUCCAAAAUGUCAGCACUGAGAUUCUCCUUCAGGUGGCCAGUUGAUUAUUUUCACCAGUGUUUCCCACAGCUUUAAACCACCAUAAGGUGACAACUACCUCAGUUGGCAGCAAAUAGACACACAGUAGUAACUCAAAAAUGAGCAGUAUUUGGGCAGGUGCUAGGGCUUAAAGUUUUAGGGUAAAAGAGCUUUUCUUUGGGGGGGGGCUUGAUGCCUUCAUGAAUUGUAUAUGUGGUCAGCUUUUAUUCCUCUAUAAAGAACUGCUGAAACCUCUGAAUUAUACUUACACUGAGUUUUGCCUUAUUUACAGAAAUCAAGACCUAGCAUAUUUGAGCAUAAGUUGCUUUGAAAAAAUAGUUCAGCUGUACAAGUGGUUUCAGGAUUCCCUGGGAACUUUGGUGACUUCCUCAAAAUAGCUACUUAGGGAAGUUGUAACUUACCUCCAGUAUUUUUCAGUGAGAAAGGAUUGUGACACAGGGAAAGUUUCUCCUCCUUUUCUGUUUAUUGAUUGCUUUAUGAAGUAGUUUCCAUCUCAAGACCACUUAAAUGUCUUCGCUAUUUAAAUUUGGGAUGAGUAAAAUCAAACUUAUUCUGUUAUUCCCUGUCUGGUAGUUGGAGCACUGAGCAGUAGGCAGUGGAGAUGACAGUCAGCCCCUCAGAAUGAAAGUUGCUCUCAGACAGUGAAGGAUGAUGUCUCUUUCGUGUGCUUUGUGUCCUUUCCCUGCUUGCCUGCCUGAGUGGCUCUGCCCCUGAUACUUCAGAGCCUCUGAGUGCUCAGAGAUUGCACAACUCCUAAACCUUUAGUCGCUGCUCUUGUCUCCCUCUUGGCACUUAGUCUGCUGGCUCAGUUACUACUUGAAACCCCCACUUAAUUUCCUCUGGCAGUUACAGCUCUUGCAGUUUCAGUACAGUCUCAUCUCCUUCCAGACCAGUCUCAUCAAGGAGGAUUGAAGGGAUAACUAUGGAGGGAGUUGGACAUUGGAGCCGUGUCUGCUGCCACGUCAGCAUCUUGCUCUGCAAAUAUCAAGCUAUAAAUUGGCCCUGUGGCUCAGGGUCGCAUCGGCAUUGGAAAUCUAUUGCCUCUAAUUGGUCUGACCAAACGGUGUAGCACAUGACUCCCUUUAAUAGGAAUGUAAGAGGCUACUGGCCAAAAAUGUUUCCCCUUCGCGUUCCUACACAGAUGCUUUCAUGAGACCAAGCAAUCACAAUAACCAUAAACAAGGAAAAUUUAACAACUUCAAUAUUUUUUUAAUGAGAUAUUCCUAUCAGCCAAUGCAUUCCACCAGAACUAGUUUACUUCUCCCCCCAAACUCAUGACUUACGUCUGUUACAAAGGGUAUUUUGCUUAUGAUAGCUCUUUGGGUCCCAGUGUUCCAUUUUGUGCUAAUACAGCGCCUUCUUGGGCCCUACCCUCUCUGCAUUGAUGGUGUUUUUUUCACCCCAGUCCCUAGUUGGCAUAUAUUGUAGAGGUUGAUGGAAGAAAGGACCCAAAUAGGAACCCCCAUCCCAGCUCUGAUUCCCAUAAAAGGCUUGAGAAUGGAUUACAUAAUUGCCCUCAGUCUUUUUGUUGUUGCAGAAAAAAGCUGGUCUCAGGUGGAUGGAUGCUCGUGUAAAAAUGGUUCCUAGCUGUGUCGUCAUAACUUUUCUCUGAAUUGAGUAGUGAAAGUUGAAGUAGGAGGAAAGGAAAUGAAAUGUCCUUCUAGUAUCCCUUUGGACUCAGGCCUGACAUAUGAGAUAAUAACUCUAUGUUGAAGUGCCAAGAAUUUUAUCUGAACCAAUGAGAGGAGAGUUUGACAGAUUUAUUGUGCCUACCUUUUCUAUAGGUCCUGAAAUCAAGUAUUAAACGUAUAAAAUACCCAUUGCACAAGGCAAAAGCACUAAACCUUUUGUUUCUUUUUCAAUGUAGCAGAAAUUGAUUAUUUUUUUUAGGGGAGCCUAUGUAAUUGUGGUGAACCAAUGAUGUCUUUUGGUGAUGUGGUUUAUGAAUUUAGAGUACUGUUGAGUUGAAUUCUAGAUGGUCAUUACCUUGCAAAGGAGUGUGUGGUGCCUUAGGUGAUGACAGCUAGAGCUUUCUGGGAAUAAACAAAGUAGACUCAGACCUACAUCACCUUGCAGCUUUACUGAGGACAGGGAUAGUUUUACAGCCUCCCAAAAUGUAGAUUCCCAUAUCCCCAGACCAUGUGUUUUAUCUUCCUUUUCACACUCUUGAUGAUUACUCACAGUGGUGAAAUUACAUUCUCUGAACUUUUCUGUAACAUGAACAACAUUCUUAUCUUAAUAGAUAGCCCAGAAUGUAAGUAUUAGAACUGUUAGAGCCUUCAAUUGCCUCAGUUUUCCGUGUUUCUGAAAUUAAUGGUGAAAUAGCAGUGGUAAGGAGUUACUGGAUAAAGUUUAGCCUGUGGGUAAUGCCUUAAUGUUAUUUAAAAAAAAAAAAAAAAGAUUUGUAUCAUUUAUAUUUAAAAUAAAUGUCCAUGAAUGUUUGAAAGGAACAAAAUUAUCAGGGAUGGCUCUUUGCCAUGGGUCUCAUUUUCAUCCUCUUUUCUGUAGGAAAAAAAGAUAACGAUGUCUCAUAUAUUUUUUCAUUUUUAUUGUAUAGUUUGUAAGUAAUCCCAAUUUUAAUAAACUUUUAUAGACUA